CAAGAUGGCGGCAGCGGGCAGCCCGGCUUCCCUGGAGUCGGCCCCGCGGAUCAUGCGGCUGGUGGCCGAGUGCAGCCGCUCCAGGGCCCGGGCAGGCGAGCUGCGGCUGCCGCACGGGCCGGUGGCCACUCCGGUGUUCAUGCCGGUGGGCACGCAGGCCACCAUGAAGGGCAUCACGGCCGAGCAGCUGGAUGCGCUGGGCUGCCGCAUCUGCCUGGGCAACACCUACCAUCUGGGUCUGAGGCCGGGCCCCGAGCUGAUCCAGAAAGCUCACGGUCUCCACGGCUUCAUGAAUUGGCCGCACAAUCUGCUGACGGACAGCGGCGGCUUCCAGAUGGUCUCCCUGGUGUCCCUAUCCGAGGUGACCGAGGAGGGCGUCCGCUUCCGCUCCCCCUACGACGGCGAUGAGACCCUUCUGAGCCCGGAGAGGUCCGUGGAGAUCCAGAACGCGCUGGGCUCCGACAUCAUCAUGCAGCUGGACGACGUGGUCAGCAGCACUGUGACGGGGCCACGCGUGGAGGAAGCCAUGUACAGGUCGAUCCGUUGGCUGGACCGGUGCAUCGCAGCCCAUCGGCAGCCGGACAAGCAGAACCUCUUCGCCAUUAUUCAGGGUGGGCUGGACGCAGAUCUCCGGGCCACCUGCCUCGAAGAGAUGACCAAGAGGGACGUGCCCGGCUUCGCCAUCGGGGGCCUGAGCGGGGGCGAGAGCAAGAACCAGUUCUGGAGGAUGGUCGCGCUGAGCACGUCGAGGCUGCCUAAGGAUAAGCCCCGAUACCUGAUGGGGGUCGGCUAUGCCACCGAUCUGGUGGUCUGCGUGGCUCUCGGAUGCGACAUGUUCGACUGCGUCUUCCCCACGCGGACGGCGCGCUUCGGCUCCGCGCUGGUGCCCACGGGGAACCUGCAGCUGAAGAAGAAACAGUAUGAGAGGGACUUCCGCCCCAUAGACCCCGAGUGCGCCUGUCCCACGUGCCAGAUGCACAGCCGGGCCUUCCUGCACGCACUGCUCCACAGCGACAACACCGCCGCCCUGCACCACCUCACUGUCCACAACAUCGCCUACCAGCUGCAGCUGAUGAGCGCCGUGCGCGCCAGCAUCGUGGAGAAGCGCUUCCCCGACUUCGUGCGCAACUUCAUGGGCACCAUGUACGGGGACCCCACCCUCUGUCCCGCCUGGGCCACCGAAGCCCUGGCCUCUGUGGGCAUCACACUGGCUUGACCCGGCUUGGGGGAGGGCGGGGGAAGGGGAGGGAAGAUAUUGAAGGAUUUGGGUUUUU
Diceros bicornis minor is the source of this 1274-nucleotide messenger RNA. It is a transcript of the gene QTRT1, whose product is annotated as queuine tRNA-ribosyltransferase catalytic subunit 1. The transcript is spliced from 10 exons. Gene Ontology annotation, molecular function: tRNA-guanosine(34) queuine transglycosylase activity. Lineage: Eukaryota; Metazoa; Chordata; Mammalia; Perissodactyla; Rhinocerotidae. The record is from RefSeq and is a predicted model, not a curated record. Gene Ontology annotation, cellular component: cytosol. The coding region runs from base 5 to 1216 and encodes 403 amino acids.